AUGUUGAUUCCAAACCCUCAUAAGGAAGGUGAUGACCUGGAUUUGACCUGCACAGCAGACAGCAAUCCCAGUUCACCACAGACAUUCAAGUGGAUCUAUGGAAGAUAUGUGAUGAAUGGUGGAAACCGUUCAAAUUUGAGAUUAACAAACCUAAACAGAACUGAUCACGGCCAGUACAAAUGUGAGGUAACAGUCUCUGCUGGUCCCUACAGGAAUCUGACAAACUCGAGUAACAUCCAAGUUGUUGUGAACUAUGCUCCUGAUGUCACCCUCACGUCUUUGAAUUCCACUGAAAAUAAGUCACCAAGUAUAACAUGCUCUGCUGAUGGUCGCCCGAGCAACAUGAACUUCACAAGUUUCAGCCAUUACUGGAAUGACAUGUUUAUCCGAUAUGUACCCGCCACACCUGUUGGACGCAACGAAACCAGACUGACAUUUAAUCGUGCUACAUAUGAAGACAGUGGGACGUACCACUGUGCUGUUGAUAAUGGAGUUCCAGAUAGGUCAGGACAUAUAUCACAGACAGCAACCAGUGAUGUUUACAUCGAAG
Molecule: messenger RNA, 550 nt
Organism: Gigantopelta aegis
Lineage: Eukaryota; Metazoa; Mollusca; Gastropoda; Neomphalida; Peltospiridae
Product: neural cell adhesion molecule 2-like
Exons: 2
Source: RefSeq, a predicted model, not a curated record